Aplysia californica (California sea hare) is the source of this 2582-nucleotide messenger RNA. RefSeq lists its product as uncharacterized. The transcript is spliced from 2 exons. Bases 114 to 2531 code for a protein of 805 amino acids. The record is from RefSeq and is a predicted model, not a curated record. NCBI's taxonomy places the organism in Eukaryota, Metazoa, Mollusca, Gastropoda, Aplysiida, Aplysiidae.
AGCAGCAAACCACACCAGAGCACCCGCCAACCACCCACUUUGUUGAAUUUAGUGGAGUUGUUUUUUUUCUGACUUCCCGAAGUGACUGCCAAGGCUGUACUGUUGUGAAGGUUAUGAAGGUUAAUAUAUUCCCUGAUCGUGGGCCAAGACUCGGAAAGUUCAACAACAAUUGUUUCGUUUUUCCCGCUGGGAUGCGCUUUUCAAGAUCCUCCUGGCCCUUCCUCCCAUGUCUCCUCCUGCUCCCCCUGACGUCAUCCUUUGACCCGGAUGCAGGACUCGUGACGUCAUACACCAAGCGAGCCUCGGCUUCGGUGACCGCCUCCUCCCAACCGAACCACGCCAACCUGGCAAAUGACGGAGACCCGGCCACUCACUGGAUGUCGGCGGGAUGUAUGCCAGGUUUCUACGUGAGGACCGCCCCCGCUAAUGUCCUCAAAGACGCCUGUAGCCAGGGGCUAUGUUCUCUGACAGGUGGCGCGGCGCUCGCGUCUGGCAAGUCCGACCUGGUGAAAGUGACAGAUGGAGACACAGGCACAGGCGUCCAGUUCUCGGUGUCGGCUGCCGGUAACGGUAACGGUGUCGGUGGCGCCGCCGGAUCUGUUCCCUAUCUGGAUGUGAAUCUACCGACACCGCAACGCGUCCAGUACGUCACGAUACGGGGGCGAUACGCAGCGUCGACAUCGCUGAAACUUUUGGAUGAGAACAGCGCGAUGGUGGAAGAGUUUCAUCUAGAUGCUGGCGACAACUACAGGACCAAGGAUCUGAGAGUUUCCGUGAGCGUGCGCGUGAAGACGGUGAGGUUUGAGGUGAGCGCGGGCUCCAUGUUGUGGGAACUGGCCGCCUUAGGGGAGAAAGGUUGCGUUGAUCACGUGACCUGGGAUCUGGGCGAGCUGUCGGAGGUCCGAGUGGUCAAGUCCCGCCACUGGGCUGGUCACCACGGACUGACCACCGACAUGUUUGUGUCGGCUGACGGCCUCACCUGGCAGCACGUGGCCAGUCUUGACCCUAACGCCCUCGGGACGGUGACCACCAUCUUGACCAAUACUCUAACGGUCAGGUACAUCCGGGUACAACACCAGUACACGGACACCGACUACGCCAAAGUCUACAUGUGGGAACUGGACGCGUACGACAAGGAUGGAGAAUUCGGCCCGGCGCCGGACGCCGCGGUGAAUCCGACACCGCUCCGAGAGAUGCUUGGGGUGAACGGGAUCUGGGGCUGGGGAAAUAACCGCUACAGCGACCUGCUCCCCGCGGGCCAGGGGCCGCAACUCUAUUCCCCUGUGGCCAGCCACGGGCGGAACUACCACAACAUGGAUUGGGACGUCACUGACCCGGAUGUGAGCGCUGACUACAGCAAGAUGGCGGCGGGGGGCGGGACCCAGGCUAAGAGUUGGCUGGAUUGGGACAAGGAGUAUCUCGCAUGGGCGCGCAGCAAUCUGACGGUUCACGCGUCCUUACAGUUUACAGCCGACAUGUUUUCCGAGUCGGUAUGGGACAAUGUCGGGCGCAGUUCCCGUAGAUACGGCGAGGAAUUUGCCCGGCAUUUCGGGCCGAGUCGUGGCGCUUCAAGCGUGAAAGCUGCGGAAGUCGGCAACGAACCGUGGAGAUAUCCCGCGGCGUUCUACAAAACGGUCUUGGACAACAUGGCGGCAGGUCUGAAGCACGGUGACCCCAACAUUCUAGUUCUGCCGGGAGCUUUUCAAGCAGACGACAAGGAGUCGGCGGGGAACUACAUCGGGACCAGGGUGACGGAGACGGCUCUUCCCUCCAUUGACGUCAUCAACUUCCACCACUACAGCUACGUCACGGGAAAUGACGGCGUCCGCAGAGCGACAUUCCCGGAACACCCGGCGAGUUCUUUUAACUCACUCCGGAAUAUGCUGCGCUGGAGAGACGCUAACGCCCCGCACAAACCUGUGUGGGUUACCGAGUGGGGAUGGGACUCCGCCGGUGUGGGGGAGGCCUGUAACUUCCACGAGUGUGUAUCGGAGACGGCCGCUGCCGUGUACGCCAAGAGAGGCUUGUUGCUGCACGCGAGACACGGCGUGGAGAGGUCCACCUGGUUCUUUUACGGAAAUCUCAACGAUUGCGACGACCACAUCUACUGCAGGAGCGGCCUCACAGGGUCUCAGCACGCGGGUUUCGCGAAAAAGAAGACAUACGUCGCUCUUCAGAACUUGCUUUCCCUCCUCGGACACUUUCACUUCCUAGAAGCCAUCAGGGAAGACGAUCAUGGCUACGUCUACGCGUUCGGAAGCCCCGAUGCCGGUUGGCAAGGAUACGUGACGUCACACCUCGUCGCCUGGCAACCCGUGGACGCCGAGCACGCUACUGUUUCGUCGUCCAAUGUGACGUUUUACCACCAUGCCACGCCCACGGCGGUGUUCUGUGACGUCAGUGGGGUGGUGAGCCGCUGCGAUGAGCGUGUUCAGGUGGACUGUUCUACUGCUCGGUGGACCGUUGAGCUGACAGCUGAGCCCAUCGUGAUAGACAUCCGGGUAUUUGCUGCUUCUGGUUUGGUGGGAUAAAAAUAGCAUUCUUUUCAGGUUAAGAAAUAAACGAUAAGUCUUUCAAAACAA